GGAUCUAUCUGGGCGGCCAGGGUUGGUAGAGGCAUACGAUACAACCGAACGUUGCAAAAAUGAGCAGCUCCAGCUUCCUCUUCAGCAAUGGAGUCAUCUUGCAUCCCUCUGAUGCUCCACCCGUCUCUACCUUCCUCGAAUCCCAUCCGGGAGCUUAUACCACGACUCGCACCCACAACAACGCUUCGUUUCUCUUGUUUUGGGAUAGGCAUUUGCAGAGACUGGCUAACUCUGCGAGAAUUCUGUUCGAAUCAAAGCCAGAUUUCUUGUUUGAAUCGAGCAAAUCUUCGUUCUCGUUACCCUCUUUGCCGGCGACUUCAUCGUCGAGGUGGGAUUCUACUGUACGAUCAUUAGUCAACGAUGCGUUAAGUGAAGUGGUUCCGGUUGCGUUGGGUGAGAAGAGGGUUGGGGAGGAAUUGGCGGUUACGACUCUUGUUACUGGGAAUUUGGAGAAAUUGAAAGAGAUUGACUGUGUGGGUGGUGAUGGAUUUUCUGCUCUUCUUGAUGUACGCGUGCAUGUUCAGCCUUAUGUUCUUCCGGCGUUUGGCUUUGGAGUGAACGGUGCGCACUUGGCUGUGGUGGGUCGUGGAAGGGAUGUGGCGGCUGCCAAGUAUUCCAAUUGGGUAAGGUUUGUACUCUCUGUAGAUUGCAUUGCUUUUGUUCAUCAUUUAGGGUUUGUGUUUUACGCUGUUAGAAUUGAAAGAGGAAAAAUGGAGAAAUUGUGUGAUUAAGCUUAAUUCCAUGACAGUCAGGUUGUCUUUUCUUCUUCUUCUUCCUUCCAUACUCUUUGGUUAUACAAGUGAUGAUCUAACACUUUGAAUUCAAUUUCUUGUUAUGGUUUCUGUAUAUAUGUAUUUUGGUAUGGGGAUAUUACUUUCUAGAAAGGCUAAGGAAGGGUUUAGAGAAAUUGAGGCCUCCUUCAGUGACUGAGCUUUUGUUAUCAAAUGAUGGUGAUCAAAUACUUGAAGGCAGCAUAACAAACUUUUUUGUUGUUUGCCGAAAGGAUAAGAGUGAAUCUAAGGGGAAUGACUUGCAUGAUCAUGGUAGUGCAUAUUCAGUUGAAGUGCAGACUGCUCCGAUUGGUGAUGGCGGUGUCCUAAAAGGAGUUAUACGACAGCUGGUUAUUGAAGUAUGCUUGAGCAAGGGUAUUCCAGUACGUGAGGUUGCCCCAUCAUGGGCAAAAAAAGACCUUUGGGAGGAGGCAUUCAUUACAAGUAGCUUGAGAGUUCUACAACAUGUGGAGACAGUUAAAGUUCCAAGUUUUUGGGAAUCACUGGAAUCAAAAUCUUGGGAGGAAAUACCAUGGAAUGAGAAACGGUUUAAGGAGGGUCCUGGAAUGAUCACAAAAAUAAUCCAGGAGGAGAUUAUGGUGAGGGCUCACCUGGAAGGCUUCCCAUUAAGCAAGUUUGUAUAACAGAGAAUGAAUUUGUUCACUUUGUAUCACGUACAAUGCUCUCUUUUACGCGAACUUGGAAGUGGUCACCGACAAAGACUGUUAAAUAAGAAGUAUGCUCCAUUUUCAAUAUACUGUGAAUCAUACUUGUUUCUGCCAUAUUUGAGCCUGCUUACCUUGAUUGCUCGAUAAAUUUCUCAGGCUCAUUAGUGAGAUGGACUUUGGCCACAAGAGAAAAAAAAGGGUGAGAUAGACCUCCAUGCUUGUACUAUUGUAAUAUAAGAAUUCAUUCAACAGCGGAAUGAUUUUUUUUUUUUUUGUCGCUUGAAUUGUGUACA
Rubroshorea leprosula is the source of this 1731-nucleotide messenger RNA. NCBI's taxonomy places the organism in Eukaryota, Viridiplantae, Streptophyta, Magnoliopsida, Malvales, Dipterocarpaceae. The record is from the annotation of a GenBank genome assembly.